AUGUUGGCGAAUUACAUGAUUCUAAUAUUACUCUCUUGGCCGUGUGUGCUAGGCGUCCGAGAAAAAUCAGAGGAAAUACUGGACCAGAUAGCAUUGGCCUCAAAAAUAUCUCCAGGAUCGUCAGCCCCUCGCGGCGCUUCCGAUCCAAAGAGCCAAGUGUCAACCCACUCACCCAUCGAUCCCACGCCAGUAUACUACCAAAACUCAAAUGGAUUCAUCCCAAUGAUAAAUUACGAUUCGCUUAACCCCGCGGAGCCCCCGAGUCAUCAAUCGUCAACGAAGAACGAAUCACAGAGUCCAUGGUCGACCAAUCCAGUUUUCUCCGCAGAAGCUCGUCUGCUCCUGACGCUACCCAAUGCCCGCCCAGAUCGCCGAUCAUUCCAAGAAGGCCAGAACGACUUCGAAAUUCUAAAGGUCAACAACGAAACCCCCGCUAUAGCAAACUACCAUGAGUUCUACGAGAAUCUCCAGAGAAAUCUGCAGACAACCACCAGAGACACCAACAAAUUCGUCAGCAAUCCCUCAGCCAUGCGUACGAGGGACCGCAUAAGACUGAUCGACGAGUACUUCAACAACGACCUUGACACGCGAUACGGAAGAGCGCACAAUCGUCGUUAUCCGCAAAAUUCCCAGUUGGACGCUAUGAACAAGCCAUCAGUCUUCGAACCGGAGAAAGUGCACAGUAAUUACCCGCAAUAUGGAGCAUCUAACUACGGCCUGUUCGGUUACAGUCCAGUGCCUCCGAAAGUAUCAAACCCCGGAGUCUUGAGCUUCGAGUCUCACAGCUCGAUGAUGAAAACUGACAAGAAGACUACAGCCGCCAGAAACCGUCACCAUCCUUCAAAGCCGGUUGUCAUAGCCGACCCAGCUGAUUACCGAGUCGAAUCCAACUACAGUCCGCAACAAGUCAUCGGUGAAGUGUCAACCCCCUACCCCUACGUGACCCCCAAGUACGAGAAGAGCGCGUCGGAGGACAGAUACGACAGGAAAGAGGAUUACUCAGACAGUGGCGAUUACCUGGAGAUAACCGAGCGCCCGAAGCGAAUCAACAAGAGCCGAAGAAGACCGGAGAACGCCAGAAGACCUGACAGCAGAGACCGCGACAGCGACGAACCGAAGAAGAUCAGCGGACGAACAAAAUCCCGAGGCCGUGUGAAAACGAAUUACUGGAACGACGAGCGCAACGAGAGUCCUGAAGACCUGCCAGACAACCAGACGCCCCAGAAGAAGUACCCGAGCCCCUCGAGCCCCCCAGAAGUGCCCGUAAAUCCCCAGAACACGAACGAGCCAAACGUCUGGAACCAAGUCACCCCGAACGUGGAGCUGUCUCAGUCGAGCGGUUACGAGAUCAAUCAGCUAGAAAACCCGAACCUCCUGGUUCCAGUGAACUUGAACCUAGUCCCUAUUUCCAACUUUCCACAUGUCUCCGCCGCCGGAGUGUCAAGCGUGAUAACAGCAACCCCGAUCAUCAGCAGCACCGCCGCCCCUUUGAUCACCACAAGCUCCUCGAUGCUCCUCCCAAAGCUGUCGCCGAAUCCCCUGAAGACUUACGGCUACCCGAGCCCAAUUCCCGACGUCAUCAUGGGACAAAACACAUUCCACAGUCCGGUCCAAGCGGUCCUUUUCCCGCAGAUGAACAAAUACCCCCAAAACGUGAAAGCCCAAUAUCUGGGGAGCACUGUCGCCCCGAUGUUCACGAUCUCUCAGCAAGUCUCACCGACAGUGCGUGCUGUUCACAGCACUCAAUCGCCAAAAGUAACAACUCCGGGAAAUCAGUACGGACCACAGCUGUUUCUGCCUCAAUCAACAGUGCAGACGUUGCUCCAGACACCCAUGAACACCGGCAACUAUAACUUCGUGGUCAAUCGCGGUCAGGAUCAGGCGCAGACGAACAGUCUGAAGUACGGAGACGACAAGAGGAAUCCCUAUCAGGGAGGAAACGCUCACAUUCUGACGUCAGCGAGCUUCUCCGUGAGCCAAGAUGGCGGGAACCAAGACAGUACCGGCAACAUCAGGAAUAACAACAACGAUAAUGACAGCAAUAACUACCGACAGACGUCAAAUAACGCGGAAUACAACGCACCCGUUGGGAAUUCGAACAAUUUACAGAAGCCCCAGAUCCAAGGGAAUUUGUACCCUGUCAUCAGAGGGGCUCAGGUCGUCCCGGCGAUUAUUCACGCGCCCGGUGGUAUCUCCGGGGUUGAUCUGCUUCAGAAUCAUGGACAUCAGGCGCAAUCCUCGAUUGCCCAGCCGACGUACAUAGCGCAGAUACCCAAGACCUCAAACUCGCUGAUGCAUUCCAAUAUCUUUGAUAGCAAUUGGAGACUUCAGCAGGUGCAGGUCAACGAAGCGAACAAGAAAAGGUAUCAGAGCGUUUAUGGGGUUGACAGCCUGGGCAGCACGACCAACAACAACGUUAAUACAGCGAGUAAUGUGAGGAGUGGGAGUGGCUACAAUGAGCAAGCUCAUCUGCCAAAUGUUGGCGUGCAGACUGUUGAGAUAAGAAACCCGAAUAUCAACAUAAAACCGAGUCCCAUUGACUUGACAAUGGUGAAUCCACUGGAGACAGUCAAUCAUUAUGCGACAGCUGUCCUGACGACUCCUAUUCCGAUACUGAGUACAACAGCCGGUUUUCUGACUCCCCGUCCGAUUAUGACAAGCACUCCGGAAUCUAUCAACAUUCAGAGUUACGUCGACUCACUGACGCAGAUUGGAUCGCAAAGUAAUCAAGGAGGCAGUCAACAGAAUGUCUUCAAUCCUAUGAAUUUUAUCCCAAAUUGGGAUUUGAUCAAGAGUCAAACAAUGCUCAAUAACAAGGUACACGUGCCGCGACCGCUGCCCCAGCAGCUGAGUCUUGUUCCUGUCGUUCCGGGCGGCAAUUUCGAUAAGCACUCGCCAACAGCUCAAGUGGACCUGGUGAACAAACCGAAACUCAGUUCGGAUCUGGAAAAGUACGCGGAAGAGAUGUUCAGAGAGUCCUUGCGAACGAUUUACAACACUCACAAGUGGAAUACGGAUAAGAGAGUGCGAAAUUUGACGGACGCAGAUAUCGCGGAACUGGAGAGGUUGAAGAGCGAUUUGAGUAGAUUCAAGACGGCUAUGACGGGCGGAAAUUACGGAAAGGAUGUGCUGGAGGCGCACCAUUCCGAGACGAAAUUCCGAACUGUGGAGCCGGGGAAAAAUUCUGGACUAUCAGCAGCUGCUAUGGAGCAACUGUUUAAGUCUGAUUUCAAAAUAAACGGACUGUCGGAAGGGUCUUUGCAGGAUGGUAAGCACAAUCGGGGGCGGGAGAAAACGAGGAUAAGUGACUAUUUGACCCCUCCCAAAGUCGGUUCAUACACUUCUAAAACUCCCUUCCUGGAUAAUAUCAGCAAAAAGCGCCCGGGCAAGGGUCCAAGAUACGAGGGUAUUAAGUCAAGACCACACUCAAAGACAAACACUAGGCCAGUCUCUCCGGAUACUUCCGCUAGUAAUCAUGUGAUAUAUUCUCACCGAAGACCGUCUCAUGAUCGGAGUAAUUCGCAGAAGGGGUAUAAAAAAAGUAUGAAGCUGGAGGAUUAUCCGAGUCUCACAACGGCAUUUCCGGAUAUAAUCAGAGGUUCGAGUGAUCACGAGAAAGUUCACGGAAAGGAGUAUUUUGACAUUAAUCACCCGAGGAUGCACAAUUUGCUUGGUUUGUUGAUGAAAAAUAAACAGCUGCCUAGCAGUGGAGGUGCCAGUUAUUUUUUGGACGAGCAAGAGAACAAACGACCGUCUCAUGAUCGGAGUAAUUCGCAGAAGGGGUAUAAAAAAAGUAUGAAGCUGGAGGAUUAUCCGAGUCUCACAACGGCAUUUCCGGAUAUAAUCAGAGGUUCGAGUGAUCACGAGAAAGUUCACGGAAAGGAGUAUUUUGACAUUAAUCACCCGAGGAUGCACAAUUUGCUUGGUUUGUUGAUGAAAAAUAAACAGCUGCCUAGCAGUGGAGGUGCCAGUUAUUUUUUGGACGAGCAAGAGAACAAACGGUACUCGGAAGAAGAGAGGCGUUAUCAACCGGAGGGACAGUUUUACGAUGAUGGAGGGAAUUUUCGGAAGAAAUCUGAUGCGUUUGGAGAUCUCUCUCACGCGCUAAGUCCACCAAAGCUUGAAAACUUUCAUCGAUAA
Messenger RNA from Diachasma alloeum, 4140 nucleotides. RefSeq lists its product as uncharacterized. Bases 1 to 4140 code for a protein of 1379 amino acids. The transcript has 3 exons. The record is from RefSeq and is a predicted model, not a curated record. NCBI's taxonomy places the organism in Eukaryota, Metazoa, Arthropoda, Insecta, Hymenoptera, Braconidae.